This is a messenger RNA of Camellia sinensis, 586 nucleotides long. The record is from RefSeq and is a predicted model, not a curated record. NCBI's taxonomy places the organism in Eukaryota, Viridiplantae, Streptophyta, Magnoliopsida, Ericales, Theaceae.
GACUGGAUGGACUGAAACAGAGACUGAGACGACUGGAUCGGAGGUCUUCGAUGGACUUCGGAGGGCUUCGAUGGACUUCGGAGGGCUGCGACUGAGAGAGAGAGGUUCGAUCGACUUGAGAAGGCUUCGACUGAGAGAAACAAGCUCUUCGCAGGUUUGAUUAAACAUGGGAAACAAGCCUGCAAAGGAAGAGAAGGAAGAGAUAUUCCUAAAGAUUGUACCUCCUUUUGACCGUGCAUAUGUGCAGUGGCUUGCUCGAGAUCUUGAGAGGAUUCAUCGCUUUACUCCAAGAAAUCCACGUGCUGUGAAGCCACCAGAUCAUUACAUCGAGUACAUGCGCUUAAAUGGAUGGUUGGAUUUGGACCUGGAUGAUCCUGACCUUGCCCACUUAUUGAAGUAGAUAAUCAUAUAUAUAUCUACUACUUGUAAGAGAUUAACAAAGUGAGACACAAUACUUGGGUUUUGGGAGGUCUUGAAAUUAAUAUUUUGGUGUAAAUGCUUUAUAUGAAUACCUUCCGAUAGUUGGGUUAUCUUGAUGAGAAAAUCGUCUUAAUGAUGAAAGUUGGCUGGUUUUCAUUUGAUAUUA